UCGCCAUGACUUGCGACCGUCAUACCAACAUGCGCAUGUGCCAUUACAGACAUGGCGCGUGCUGCUCGCUAACCAACAGCAUUUCGCAGGCUGGAUGAUACGUCACGCACCCUGAGCGGUUGGAUGACAACGGCGCCAGGUAGUCUUCACCGGACCGGCAUUGCUGGUGCCGCAAGCAUGUUGUUGUCCUUUUCUUGGGUCGGGUCGGUCGGGCAGUCGGGUAUUAUCGGUGGGCGGUUGACUCCAAAAGUCAAGUCACGAAAGUCACGGGCGCUUAUCUCCACGACUAUCAGCCUCAGCCUUAUCUCGAUCCAGCAUUCGGUCAACAACGGUCACCACAAAACACGCUGCGAUACCCCGGAUUCUAGCCUCCGCAUUCUUGCCGUCGCCUCUUAUCUAUGAAAACACUCUCUGAUUGCUUCGGUUGAAGUGGGCAGCCCAUGCUCAAUGCAGCAAGUAGAGCUGCUAGGUCCUAACAACAGAGCAAACCGGGCAGUUAUUAAAGCUACAAGCUCCGAGGGAAGC
Boeremia exigua is the source of this 525-nucleotide messenger RNA. RefSeq lists its product as uncharacterized. The record is from RefSeq and is a predicted model, not a curated record. The transcript is spliced from 2 exons. The coding region runs from base 124 to 402 and encodes 92 amino acids. NCBI's taxonomy places the organism in Eukaryota, Fungi, Ascomycota, Dothideomycetes, Pleosporales, Didymellaceae.